AUGCUCCGAAUCUUUACCUUCGCCAUUUUGGCCGGCCUCCUCUCCCAGGUAGUACUCUCUCAAGAUACUAGCCUACGGAAGGUAAAAGAAGCAUUUCACAAAGCUAACAUCCCGGAAGACAUCGGCCAACCAUUCAACCCUAAAUACAUCCUUGAAGUCACUUUCGCCCAACCAUCAGGCCCUGCUCACACCCUUAAGGCGGGCAUCCAGCUUCCUCGCAAUGUGACCGGCGUACAACCUUUAUUCGCCCUCAUUGGACAAGCCGUCACGCCUGGGCCCUAUGUCAUCGUAGCUGUUGACCCCGACUCUCCCACUCCGCAGAAUCCAAAGAAUGCCCAAAUUCGGCACUUCCUCGGAGGAAACUUCCGACCAACCCUCCAUCUUUCAGAUCGCGCCGUCCUACGCCCCUUGAUACCUGUUCCGCGCUGGAUUCUGCCUACCCCUCCUGCCGGAUCUGACCCUCAUCGAUAUAUCUUCCUACUGUACAAUCAGCCGCAAGACUUCAGUCGCCACUCUCUCUCUCUUGUUAACGCUUCGUCACCUAUCAUAAAGUUCAACAUCAGCGAGUUUGGUAAAGCGGUUGGUCUCGGAAACCCCAUCGCAGGAACGUUCAUGUUAGUAGCUCCAGGUCCAGCGUAG
This is a messenger RNA of Guyanagaster necrorhizus, 639 nucleotides long. Its product is annotated as PEBP-like protein. Gene Ontology annotation, molecular function: phospholipid binding; peptidase inhibitor activity. The coding region runs from base 1 to 639 and encodes 212 amino acids. The record is from RefSeq and is a predicted model, not a curated record. Lineage: Eukaryota; Fungi; Basidiomycota; Agaricomycetes; Agaricales; Physalacriaceae. The transcript has 4 exons. Gene Ontology annotation, biological process: regulation of proteolysis; regulation of Ras protein signal transduction.